Messenger RNA from Coturnix japonica (Japanese quail), 6190 nucleotides. RefSeq names its product carbohydrate sulfotransferase 7 (gene CHST7). Lineage: Eukaryota; Metazoa; Chordata; Aves; Galliformes; Phasianidae. Gene Ontology annotation, biological process: carbohydrate metabolic process; N-acetylglucosamine metabolic process. Gene Ontology annotation, cellular component: Golgi membrane. The record is from RefSeq and is a predicted model, not a curated record. Gene Ontology annotation, molecular function: chondroitin 6-sulfotransferase activity; N-acetylglucosamine 6-O-sulfotransferase activity.
AGUCUCCCGUCGGCUCGGCACAGCCCCGAGGUCGGGGCAGCGUGUCGGCGGGGGCAGGUGCGGCGGUUCCACGCUGCGCCGUGAGGCGGCGGCCGUGUCCGGGCUGCCCGUGGGCGUGCUCCCUGCGGGAGGGCCGCCCCGAGCCCACCCCCCCGCCGCCCAGCGUUCGUUCGCCUCCUUCCCCGAGAGCCGGUUCGGCGGCUGCCGCUCGCUGUCGGGCCGCUGCCCCCCGCCAUGAAGGGCCGUCGGCGGUGGUGCUGGCGGGGGGAGCACCGGCGCUUGGCGCUGCUGCUGGCGCUCUACACGCUGCUGCUGCUGCUGCUGGUGCCCUACGUGCUGGACUACGGAGCCAGGCGGGCGAGAGCGGACGAGGAGCCGCUGCUGCGGCGCUGCCCCAGCCUGGAGGAGGCGCUGAGCGAGUGGGGCUGGGAGCAGCGCCCGCCGCCGCCCGGAGACGACGAGGAGGAGGAGGAGGAGGCGACGGCGGCGGGGAACGGCAGCGGGGCGGGCAAGCGGCACAUCUACCUGCAUGCCACAUGGCGCACGGGCUCGUCGUUCCUGGGGGAGCUGUUCAACCAGCACCCCGACGUCUUCUACCUCUACGAGCCCAUGUGGCACCUGUGGCAGGCGCUGUACCCCGGAGACGCGCUGAGCCUGCAGGGCGCCCUGCGCGACAUGCUGCGCUCCCUCUUCCGCUGCGACUUCUCCGUGCUGCGCCUCUACGCCGCCCCGGCCGCCCCCCGCGACCCGCUGGGCGCCGCUCCGCCCGCCGCCAACCUGACCACGGCCGGCAUCUUCGGCUGGCGGACCAACAAGGUCAUCUGCUCGGCUCCGCUCUGCCCCGCCGCGCCGCUGCCCCGCCGGGAGAUCGGCCUGGUGGACGGCGCCGCCUGCGAGAGGCGCUGCCCGCCGCGGGCGCUGCGGGAGCUGGAGGCCGAGUGCCGCAAGUACCCGGUGGUGGUCAUCAAGGACGUGCGGCUGCUGGAGCUGGGCGCGCUGCUGCCGCUGCUGCGGGAGCCCGGCCUCAACCUGCGCGUGGUGCAGCUCUUCCGCGACCCCCGCGCCGUCCACAACUCUCGCCUGAAGGCCAAGCAGGCGCUGCUCCGCGAGAGCAUCCAGGUGCUGCGCAGCCGGCACCGCGCCGCCGAGCCCCGCGGGCCGCCCCGCCCGCAGCAGCCCCCGCUCCCGCCCGGCCUGGGGCUGCUGGGCGCCGGGCGGGCCCCCGCGCAGCACCGCGCCGAGCUGUUCCUCGGCGGAGCGCUGGAGGUGAUCUGCCAGGCGUGGCUCCGAGACCUGCUGCUGGCCCGCCGCAACCCCGCCGCCCUGCGCCGCCGCUACACGCAGCUCCGCUACGAGGACCUGGUGCGGGAGCCCCGAGCUCAGCUGCGCCGCCUGCUGCGCUUCGCCGGCCUGCCCGUGCCGCCCGCCAUGGAGGCGUUCGUAGUCAACAUGACCCGAGGUGCCGCCUACUCCUCCGAGCGACCUUUCCUCAUCUCCGCCCGCGACGCUCGGGAGGCCGUGCACGCAUGGAGGGAAAGGCUGAGCCGCCAGCAGGUGCGGCAGGUGGAGGCGGCGUGCGGCGAGGCCAUGAGCCUGCUCGCCUAUCCGCUCAGUGCCGGGGAGAGGCGGUAGGGGAUGGAUGGGGACCGUACGGCAGCGAGGGGCGAAGAGAGCGCCGAGAUGUGAGCACCUGAUCUGAAGGGGCGUUAAGGAUGGACGCCAAGCGUUGAGGGAACAGCAGGGAUGCUCUUCUAGGAGUUCUGAGGUGUUUCGUAGGGACACCUUCGUCGUCCUUGUGGGACGGCAUCAAGCUCCAAGGCCUAAUGGACGUGAAACUGAUGUACCAGCAGUUGUAAGUACUUAAAACUUGUAUCACUGAUAAAAACAGAGACUGCAGGCAUCACCCCUACCGGAGCAUCAAACACAUCUGGUUCUGUUGUAUCACUCUUACAACGCGUGAAGGAAGCAUCUGUGGGAGCUCCCUGUGGGAUCUGGCUGCCCACGCUGUGCCCAUGGCCUGGUUGCCCUCCAGCUGUGGGACAGGCACUGCCUGCACCUCCCUCAGCCCCCACCUGCAGCCCUGCCCUCAGAACACUACGUGAGCAUCUGUCUGCUUCUGUGUCUUGAGGACAUCAGUUCCAGAAAGUCUGCACUUUCCUGAAGUAGACUGUAAUAUUUUUUUAAAGCAAAGUGUUCUGAUACAUGUGAUACCGGUGGCAAAUGUGGGUUUUUUUGCAGAUUCCUAUAGGAGUGACUUUAUCUGGAAGGCUUGACAUUUCCAUUUUGUUUCCUGAAGCAGCUGAGGGAAUGCCUUUCUGUCCCUGCUUCCUGGCUCAGACAAUGAGCUGCACGGGGCUCCCGUGCUCACAUCCCCUCCCAGUGACAACAUCCUCUCAGCUGUAGCUCCUGCACGUGGACAGAGCAAAGGCUGCCACGCAAGGCUGGGCAAAUCCAGCCUGGCAAUAGAAGUCCCCAAGUCAAAAUCUAUAUUGAAGAGAACAAAAACCAACCCAACCAACCAAACUGCAGCAUAUCCUUAAGUUUCAUUUUGGAUGUUCAGGAGUGUUUUCCUGUAGACGUCCUGGGGCUUGUAUGAGGAGGGUGUGCAUGUGUGUGUAUAUGCAGGUAUCUUUUUACUGUUGCUUCCUUGGGGACAGGAGGUUGAAUAGUGAUUUGUGGGCACUCACUGUAACUUUCUAGGAUCUGCUCUUGGGUCUGUUCCAAUCUGACAGCAGCUAAAAGGCACCUUGGGAGUACACAAGGCUGUGGAGACGUUGCCAUGCGAUCCUCAAGCACGAAGUGAGAACAUGAGCUUCAGAUGGAGGAUAAUCCAGGCUCAGAACAAAGCCAUGCUUACAUAAAGUGCUAGAAAUGCAGGAUGCUUACAGGAGUUGCAUUGUCAUACAAGAAACAUUUGUACUGUGUUGUAGUUUUUCAUGCUUUGGGUAUUGCGCUGUACAACAUGCCAGUGUGUUAGGGCCAACCUUAAUUUAUUGUAGCUCGUUUCCUUCUGUGGCCUUCCCAGCCAAGAGCAGUGCCAUUAGCAUUGACACCGUCUCUGGGAACAAAUGCAGUCUGGAGCAUGCUUUGUGUGCUGCUCUGUGGUCAGCAAGUUGCAGUCUAGGAACCGUAUGAUACAGCUGUUCAGCACCCCCUUCACCUUGGUAAAGAACCUCAUUGUGCCAGCCCGGGAUGCAAGGGUGUGACACAAGGAGCUGUGGGAAACACGCCCUUAGGUUCUCUUUUACAGGUUCAUUAUGAGAAGUGAUGUUGGCCAGCCUAAAUUCAUGCUUAUUGCUGGAAAAAAUCCACUAAUUGCCAACUAUUCUGUGUUUUCUGAAGCAGUUCCCACACUUGACAGGUGCAUUUUCUGCAUCAGAACUUAUUUUUUUCUCCACAGAAGGUGUUUCCUGAUGUGAUUUCCCUUUGUCAGUGCUUCGUUCAGUUCCUUUCUCACCCCAAGCUGUUCUCUUAGGACCCGGUCUAGUUGUGUGUGUGUGUGUGUGUGUGUGUGUACCGUGAGAAGGGCUCUGUUCUGCAAAGCGUAUGAAAAUACAGCAAGUGCAAUUUCUGUUUUGUAUUUGGGGCGUGAGAGUUUAUGAGAAGGCCCCGUAAAACGAUCGGCAGGGAACAAACAAAACUGCAAAAUGAAGAAGUAGCAGCGAGAGUGCAGGAUGUGCAAGAGCACCAGGGGAUAGACAGCAAUUGCUCAAUGGCAGAUGUUGUGACUGCGGGCAGGACCUGCUGAAAUGCUCCUAUCCAGGAGAAAAGCUGAGGCUCACCACCUACUUUGCUCCUAAAGCACUGCGGUGGGUGCUGACAGCACAUCCUUGCUGGCCUGGUGGCCUGCACCUUGUAGGAAAAACACUGUAAUGUCAAACAACAGCAUCGGUCUGUGCCUGAAAGGACAGAAGGCUGGGAAUCAGUGCUGGGCCACAGAGCUUUAGUGGGUUUAGGCUGAGAUUUGGGAGCAGCCUAUGUUUGUGUCACGUUACAUGUAAUGACUUAACAGGUUUAAUCUGUUAAGGCGUAGUUGGAACUGGGAGCAAAACCAACAAAUGCUUACACUGUUAUUCCUGUCAGCUGGUUUUGCUUAACUUUUGAUCAUGGUGCGUUUGCCUUAAGGGAGGUAGAAACUUGAUAGUCCUCUAAUCGUAUGUAAAGUGCUGUGCUUUAAGUGCAGUAUUUCCGUGCUGGAAUUGCUAAUUGCUCCGUUACCACCUUCUAUCUGUACUCAAACUGCUGGCUGACAACUGCAGAGACACGUGUGUGAGAAGCGGUGGAAGUGCAGAGUGUAGAAGCACACAGCCCCUUGCAUUACUUGCACAUGCUGACACAGCGCUUGUAGAUCCCUACGCUGUGUGCUCACAUACUUUAGAUACAAUGGGAAAGUGUGGGACCUGAUCACAGAAUCACAGAAUUGUAGGGGUUGGAAGGGACCUCUAGAGAUCAUUGAGUCCAACCCCCCUGCCAAAGCAGGCUCCCUACACCACAUCACACAGGUAGGCGUCCAGGCGGGAUGUGCUGCCUGCAGUCAUGCUGUCUUGGUAUCUAACACCAUGCAAGUCUGGCUUCCAUUGCCAAGCUGUUGUGCCCUGCUGAUGAUCUGCACCUGGUGUAAAUGAACAGGAAUCAGGGCUUUCCCCGGUGCCCUCAAGUUUUUCUCCCUAUUUCUAACCGUCUAACUUUGACAAACCUUUUAUUUAGGCUGAAUCUUCUCUUGUUGGGCUCAAGGUUUAAUUCUCUUUGGGAAACUUAAUCCAGUGGAGUGCAUCUUCUUUGAAACCAGGGUUGGGAUGUGGUGGUGUUACACCCACACCCAGCUGCAAUCAGAGAUGGCUGUGCAAGGUUGUUUUGUCACGGUAGUGCUUUGGGAUGAGAACUCCAGUGUGGGCAGGGGGAAUGACUUCCAUGUAAGGGAUACACGCAUUGAGUUUUUACUGUUGCUGCUCUCAGUUGGCCAAAUGUUUGCAAAAAACCUGUUAGCAUGUGCUAGUAAAAGUGGUUUUUGUACGUUUAUGUGUCUUUAUUUUACACCAGAAAACAUCUGCAUUGAUCUCACCUUCAGUGAACGCUCUCAAACCUCUGUGUUCCCACAGAAAAGGCACAUGUGUGAUGGCAGUACCACACUCUGUGUCUUAGUUACCCGCUCUCAGGGUGAAUCAAUUCAGACUUUUAGUAGAUACAGAGAAAUAUCAAGUGUGGUAGAAGCCUUGGAGAAGACAGAGCUGUUCACGCCAUUUAGCCUGAAAGGAAAGGUGGAAGGAGGACAGCAGUGCACAGCAGAAUGAAUAUCAGUGAGGGGGAGAUGUAGUCAUGCCAUGGGCAACUUUGGCACGAGGACAGGAAUUUGUACGUGAGCAGUGAAUCACUUCAGCUUGGAAGCUGGAAGAACUGUGUGGUUCUGAAGCAGGUUCCAAAUGGAGCAGUUUGUUCUGGAAUACCCUGCAACAAUUUCACAUCAUUUAAGAAUUCUGGUUCUUUUGUCUUUGCCAGGAUUUGAGUACAGUGUACCAGAGCUGUACCAUAAAUGAAGGGGGGAGCAAAAGCCACAUCAUUAACUCGUUAAUUUUUGCCCUGCUUUCUCAGAAGACAGGAGCUGCCCCCAGCAGUCGGGAUGGCUGCUGGUAAAAGUGCUCUCUGCCAUCAGUUAGCGUCGUUUCUUGCCAUAAGUCUAUUUCUCCCUGUGGGUGCAGAAAACAGCCUGUCACCACUUCCUUCUGGAAACGUUGUUACUUCGCCUUAGCAGAAGCACAUAAUUAUAUGAUUGUUUAUUGUCUAUUACACAACAGCAACAACAACCACAAAAAAAAAAAAUUCCACGUUAAUCAGCUUUCAAGCUUAUUAGUUUUCCCGUUCAGGCUUCAGUUGUACCAUUCUAGUUCUGACAGAGCCCUCUGGGGUUCAUUCAUCCUGCGUUGAGCAGCUUCCAUGCUCCAUGUGACUCCUCCAAGCACUGCCUUAAUGCCACCGUAUCAGAUAGAUAGCCAGAUAAAUGGUUGUUUGGACAACAUUAAAUUCUUGUGUGAAAAGAGGUGUUUUCACCUACUUCUCGUGCCUUGAGUUGCUUCUUCCUGAUCGAGAGACUGCAGUUAUACUCCUGAGGAGCUUAGUAUGAAUUUCAUUUUCCAUCAUGAAGUGUAAAUUGGAGCCAUAGCUUGCAGUGAUUCUCAGUAAAUUCUUACCUGAA